CGCGCGCGCGCGGGGGGCCCGGCGGAGGUCGGGGCGGUGCCGCUGCCGGUGUCGCUGUCGCGGGCGGUGUCGCGAUCGGUGCCGGUGCGGAGCCCCCGCGGUGGGUGUCGCGGCGAUGGACACGCUGGGCAGGAAGGUGGUGGUGUGCGACAACGGCACCGGGUUUGUGAAAUGUGGCUAUGCAGGCUCAAAUUUUCCAGAGCACAUUUUUCCAGCUUUGGUUGGAAGACCCAUUAUAAGAUCAACUGCUAAAGUAGGAAACAUUGAAAUCAAGAAUAACAAAAAGAUGGAUCUCAUGGUUGGUGAUGAAGCCAGUGAAUUACGGUCAAUGCUGGAAGUGAAUUAUCCAAUGGAGAACGGCAUAGUUCGAAACUGGGAUGAUAUGAAGCACCUUUGGGAUUACACGUUUGGACCAGAGAAACUUAAUAUUGACACAAAAAAUUGUAAAAUUCUACUCACAGAACCUCCCAUGAAUCCAACUAAAAACAGGGAGAAGAUUGUGGAGGUUAUGUUUGAGACGUACCAGUUUUCUGGGGUAUAUGUAGCCAUCCAGGCUGUUCUUACUCUGUAUGCUCAAGGUUUGUUGACUGGUGUUGUUGUGGACUCUGGAGAUGGUGUAACCCACAUUUGCCCAGUUUAUGAAGGUUUCUCUCUCCCUCAUCUCACGAGACGGUUAGAUAUUGCUGGGAGGGAUAUCACUAGGUACCUCAUUAAGCUCCUCCUGCUGCGAGGUUACGCUUUCAACCAUUCUGCUGAUUUUGAGACGGUUCGCAUGAUCAAGGAAAAGCUCUGUUAUGUGGGAUACAACAUUGAACAGGAGCAGAAACUGGCACUAGAGACCACAGUAUUAGUUGAAUCCUACACGCUCCCGGAUGGCAGGAUUAUCAAAGUUGGUGGAGAACGGUUCGAGGCACCAGAGGCCCUUUUCCAGCCUCACUUAAUAAAUGUAGAAGGGGUUGGUGUGGCUGAGUUGCUGUUUAACACCAUCCAGGCCGCUGACAUUGAUACCAGGUCUGAAUUCUACAAGCACAUUGUGCUGUCUGGAGGGUCCACCAUGUACCCCGGGCUCCCUUCGCGGCUGGAGCGGGAACUGAAACAGCUCUACCUGGAACGAGUUCUGAAAGGAGACGUGGAAAAGCUCUCGAAAUUUAAGAUCCGAAUCGAGGAUCCACCCCGUCGGAAGCACAUGGUGUUCCUGGGGGGCGCGGUUCUAGCAGACAUCAUGAAAGACAAAGACAACUUCUGGAUGACCCGACAAGAAUACCAGGAAAAGGGAGUGCGUGUGCUGGAGAAGCUUGGUGUGACUGUUCGAUAAAUCCCAAAGCUUGUUCCCAUCACAUGUCUAAAGCUUUUUUUCUUUCAUUGCCAAUCUCUGAACUCACUCAGCUACAUGCUAUGGAAGGGCCUGUCUUGGCCUUUUGACCCAAACGUCAAGUUUUGUUCUGGUUUCUUGGGGUAGCUUUUGUUAAACGUUUCUUAAUGUGGCUAAAUUUGACUAUUAAAUUUGACCACUUCCCUGCAAACAAAACGGAGCAAGAGCAGCCUGUCUACUUCAUUGUUCCUUCCCAGUAGGCAAUUGGGUAAUUCUGGUAGGCUUUUUCUUCUGGGUUUAUUGCUGUAGUCCUGCUAGCUUUUGUCUCUAGUUCACAAGGAGUUGUGUGCCUUUUCUAGCAUAAGAAAACCUUUAAACAAGAGGUUUUGGUAUUGGAUCAUUGUGGUGAUUAUCUUUGCAUCUUUAUGCCUCUCUCUACAUCAAGUUCAUUUUUUUUUCUUUUCUUGCAAAUUAGGAAUUUUGAUUAAACAUUGCUAGAAACUAGUUGAAGUAGCUGGAAUGGCUUUAACACACCGUUUCCAUGUAAUGUGGUUCCAUAUGCACUGCUGCCUAAACUGGCUUCUGAGGGGGUUUAUCCUUAAAGGUGGUGGUGGUGGGGCUUUCAGACUGUAUUUCUUUAAAGUGGGAAUGUACAGUUGCCACAAAUGGAGACAACACCUGAUGUUCUGGCAAAUGUACAUUUGUGGCCUUAGGUGUCUUUUUUUUUCUGGAGAGAGGAGACAGGUUUGAGCAUGUUGCUUUUUUUGUUAAGGGACAGCUGGGGGGGGUCAGCCUGACCAAAAAUGCCUCUUUUUAUAACUAAAUUUUGGUACCACGUUGUCUCAGCAUAGGGAGCAAGAAUGUUAAAUUAGCUAUUCUGUAAUUGUUGAGAAACUUAGAUAUGCUGAGACAGGAGCCUCUAAACUUAUUGAAGUGAUUUAAUACUUUCAGAAACGCUUGUGAAAACUGUAACUAUAGAUAUUAAAACCCCCAGAACUAAGUUUUAAAAAAGUCUGAUGUUUUAAGUGCUUGUGUGUACAUCAGAAGCACUUCCAUUAAACUUUACAAGUAUAUUAACCUAGUGCCAAGUAGUUACUGCAAAUGAAUAUUUCAAUGACCAGUGUUUAUUGCAGCAAGCAGAUAUUUAUAAACAACCAGUGGCAGUAGGUUAUAAAGAAUGACUUAUAUUUCUUCCAGUUAAAAAUAACAUUGGAAUAUGAGAUGUUGUUGGUUGGUAAAUAGCCACAAUUCAUUCUAUCCCGUCUUGAUUUUUGAUACUUAACAUGGGAUGGGGAAGGAAGUGAAAACCAGUGAUGAAAAUGCUGUUUUCGAGAAAGUACAUUAAAGCUGAGCUGUUCUAAAAAAUAGAAGUUGUCACUAGUAAUUAUCAGCCACCUUCUCUGAGUAUAGUUGCCUGUAUUUUUUUUUCCUACUAGCAGACUGGUAACUAUCUUUGCAAUAAAAUCUGCCUUACAGUAAGCAUAGCAAAAACUGCCAGUUAGACUUAGUUCUACUUUACUUUCCAUGGAAAUAAUACAUUACUUCUUGCUGGUUUUCGAAGCCUACCAUAACAUUUAAGCAUAAGGAAGUUAAGACCUGCUUUUGACUUCCAAAGCUUGGAAUGUACAAGAGAUGCUUUCAUAUACUUGCCAUUUGUCUACAUCUUUGCAUUAAUAAUUGACCCCAGGAACACAGAAAUAUUAAACUCCCUUGGAUUCUUAAAAUCUGCUUUCUUUCUAAAUCAAGCAGACAGCUUCCUUUGGCUGAGCGAGCCAAAGGGGCAGAAACCAUGUCUGCAUUUCUUUAAUAACAAGACAGUCACUAUAGUAUUGCUAGUAAUGACCAUUUAAUUAUAGGUGGGUGGGGUUUUUUGCAGCUAUAUUUACUCUUAACUUGAACAAUAUGAAUUUACAGGCAUGCCGGUCGUGCCUCAGUGCAUGCACUUAAGCAGUUACUAGAUUUUUGGGGACAUGAAUGUAAGGGGUACUCUGAAUUCCUGUAGUCUUCUAAACAUUUAAUACACAAGACUUAAAAAAUGCUGUGGGCUUGCUUUAGAGCUAUGAUUUCUCAAGUGACUGUCUCUGGGCUUUUCAGACAGUGUUGGGAAUCAUGGAAAUAAACCAAAGAAUGACUUAAAAAACUUUUUUUGAAUGACAAUCUGUCAUGUGGUUUUUCAGAUCUAGACCUUGACCCUGCAACCCCUUUUCUAAACCAUCUUCUCCCCUGUCCAUUGGACUUGGUUAGGUAUGUGCAUGUUUGAGUUAAAGUUUUGGAAUUUGGCCCUUUCACUAGAGAACUUCACAGCACCAUGAGUAAUAAAUGUCAGUUGAUUGUGCAGAAUCUUGGGUUUCCAUGGAAACCAUGUAUAUAUUAAAAAAAAAAAAAAAAAGAGGCAACUAGCAUUUUAAAUUAACUGUUAUCGUGGAUUCAGAGGAACACAUAUGUAAUCCAAGUACUGAAUGGGGUGUUCCAGUUGUGCUCAGUGUGGUUCUCCACGUGUGUGUUUGCACACACAAGAGUGUGUGUGUGUGUGUUCUCUCAGCUGACAGCUUCAAUAUUGCUAUGAAAGCAAUCUGGUUUUAAAAUAUUCUUUUUUUUUGAAGACCAAAUAACUUGAAUUGUAUUUGCAAAAUGCUUCAGCUCCUAUAAAAUUAGAAUAGAAGAUGCCGCAUCAGUUGUAAGUUUUUUGGGAACAUCCUAUUUUUAAUGUUAAGCUGCUUCAAACCCUCCCCUCCCCCAGUGUUCUAGGAUGUUAACCGAUGUAACACAAAUGGCUUUUUAUACAGUUCUGAAUAAUGUUAACACACAACACUGGUUGAGACCGUGAAUGGAAAUAAACAUCUAUUUAAAUUGACAGGUCUUUUCAAUACAAAAAUAAAAUCAGAUUUUUUUCAAAGUA
Chiroxiphia lanceolata (lance-tailed manakin) is the source of this 4211-nucleotide messenger RNA. It is a transcript of the gene ACTR2, whose product is annotated as actin related protein 2. Gene Ontology annotation, biological process: Arp2/3 complex-mediated actin nucleation. Gene Ontology annotation, cellular component: Arp2/3 protein complex; actin cortical patch. The transcript has 10 exons. Gene Ontology annotation, molecular function: actin filament binding. Bases 116 to 1315 code for a protein of 399 amino acids. The record is from RefSeq and is a predicted model, not a curated record. NCBI's taxonomy places the organism in Eukaryota, Metazoa, Chordata, Aves, Passeriformes, Pipridae.